CUCUGGGGCGGAUGGUGCGGAGCGUCCUGGGCUACUUCUCCGCCCGGGCCGAGGGCGCCGCGGGCCUCCGCGGUGUAAGGUCUCGGUCGCAGAGGGUGGCAGCGAGGACUGCACGGGACUACGGGACACUGCAUGCGCCAGGCGCGAGGUGUGAUCAGCAUUGGAAAAGAUGCCUGCUCCAGCUACCACAUAUGAAAGAGUAGUUUACAAAAAUCCGUCUGAGUAUCACUACAUGAAAGUCUGCCUAGAAUUUCAAGAUCAUGGAGUUGGACUGAAUGCUGCACAGUUCAAACAGCUGCUAAUUUCAGCCCUGAAGGACCUGUUUGGAGAGGUUGAUGCUGCCUUACCCUUGGACGUCCUAACCUAUGAAGAGAAGACCUUGUCAGCCAUCUUGAGAAUAUGUAGCAGUGGUCUUGUCAAAUUGUGGAGUUCUUUGAUCCUAUUAGGAUCCUAUAAAGGCAAAAAAUGUGCUUUCAGAGUGAUUCAGGUUUCUCCAUUUCUCCUUGCGUUAUCUGGUAAUAGUAGGGAACUAGUAUUGGAUUGAAUAGCCUUCAAUUUCAAAAACAUUUCUCCGCUCUCAAAAGUAUUUUUUGGUGCCUGCCUGAUGUUUGAAGAUUGAAGCAGGCUAAAAGCCUCGUUGAUGAAAUUUGAGGGUGCCGAAGAUGUUCCCAGUAAUUUCCAGCCAUCGCCUUUGUUGGGGUGGGCUUCAGAGGAGAGUCUGCCUGAACCAGCCAGUGCUGAACAGGCAGCACUUUCAGCAUAUGCACAUUAAAGUUGGAGACCGGGCUGAACUUAGCAGGGCCUUCACACAGAGGGAUGUGGCUGCCUUCUCAGAAUUAACGGGGGAUGUCAAUCCUUUGCAUUUAAAUGAAGAUUUUGCAAAACACACCAAGUUUGGAAAGACGAUUGUACAUGGAGUUUUGAUCAAUGGACUUAUCUCAGCUCUGCUGGGUACUAAAAUGCCGGGACCAGGCUGUGUAUUUCUUUCCCAGGAAAUUAACUUUCCAGCGCCUUUAUAUAUUGGAGAAGUUGUUUUAGCUUCUGCAGAAGUGAAAAAGUUGAAGCGGUUCAUUGCUAUUAUUGCAGUGUCAUGUUCUGUAAUAGAGAGUAAAAAAACUGUUAUGGAA
This is a messenger RNA of Lemur catta (Ring-tailed lemur), 1127 nucleotides long. RefSeq names its product ribonuclease P/MRP subunit p14 (gene RPP14). The record is from RefSeq and is a predicted model, not a curated record. Gene Ontology annotation, cellular component: ribonuclease P complex. Gene Ontology annotation, biological process: tRNA 5'-leader removal. The transcript is spliced from 6 exons. Bases 170 to 544 code for a protein of 124 amino acids. NCBI's taxonomy places the organism in Eukaryota, Metazoa, Chordata, Mammalia, Primates, Lemuridae.